UUUCUGCAUUGCUCUCCACCCUACAUAAUUUAAUAAGGGGAAGAGAGAGAAAUUGAUGAAGCGGAAAGCCCCGCGAAUACACGGUAGUAGUAUGAAGAUGCAGAUGGAGAAAUAAAAAACAUGAGAUUUAUAAUAAUUAUUCUUAUUUUCAUUCAAAUUGUCUUCGGAAAACCAACAAAAAGGACACAUAUACACGGAGAAGAGAAUGACAAAUACAUUGCACAUAAUCAUAAGGAAUGGAUGAAAGAACUUGCAGCUGAGCAAGAAGCGGAGAAGCGUGGAGUACCAGGAACAAUUGUCGAAGGAGAUAUAAUAGCUUCAAAGAAAUUUUUAAAGUUACGUCAUAACAACGAGUCCAAUUUGAGAGAUGUUGUCAUAUAUCCUGGGUUUACAUGGAAUACAAACGCAAUUCCUUUUGUUUUCAGCAAAAACUUACCUGACAUGUAUAAAGACGUGAUCAAAAGUGCUAUGCAGGAUUUUGAGAAAUAUACAUGUAUUCGUUUUGUUCCAAGGACUAUACAACCGGACUACAUCAAUUUUGAUUUUAAAGGACAAUGCUCGUCAUUUCUUGGAAAGCAUGGAGGAAAACAAGAACUAAACAUUGGACCUGCUUGUGCUCUAAAAGGAACGGCGCUUCAUGAAAUGAUGCAUGCGCUCGGCUUUGUACACGAGCAUACACGAUUGGACAGAGACAAAUACCUGAAAGUCAAUUUAGAAAAUAUCGCGCCCGGCGAUAGAGAAGAAUUUGACAAAUACCAAGCAGGAGUUGCAGCAAGUAUUGGCAAAGACUACGAUUUUGCCAGUAUAAUGCACUAUGGAAUGCUAGCUUUUUCAAUGAAUGGAAAACCAAGUAUAGAACCGUUGGAUCCAAAAGUGGAUGCCAGUGUGAUUGGCCAGCGAUCAGGAUUCAGUGAUUUGGAUAUAAUUGAACUUAACGAAGCAUUUAAGUGUAACGGUAACCCAUCAGAAUCAACUGCAGAACUUACGUCACAAUCUUCUCUCGUGGCCUCCAAUGUGAAAAAAGAAAUUACUCCAAAGGCUGCGAAAGAAGGUCCGCGUCUGUUGAUAAAGAAGAUUGUGAUGCGGUCGACGACGUAGCUGUGGAAGUUUCUUCUACUGCAGCGAGUAUCAACACGAAGAAGGUGACGAGUGGAGGCUCCACACGAGAAGCGCGAGAUAAACGGGGAUGCUUUAAAACCAUUUUAAAGUAAUCUAAAAAGCUUUUGAGUUUUUUCCUAUAAUGAGUCAAAUAUUUUUCCAUGUGAAAGGAUUGAAGUUUUAACAAAAAAGUAGCUAAGAUUUUGCCAAAUCUUAAGCUUUCGUUAUGGUACGCAACGAGAAACCCAUUUGUUUUCAACACUCGCCUUAUGUAAUUAGUAGUCAUGAAAUAGCUGUACAAAAGAAUACCAUUUUCUGGCGGGUGUGUUCACUUUUAGGUUUUGUAUUUUCAGGAUGAUGGAUAUCUCUGGCUUUAAAAGAAGUUUUGUAUAUAAAUGACUAAUAAUAAUUAUAAAAAUUAUAAAGUUAGUUUGAUUAGUAGGAAAUAUAUUUACAGCUUGUGUUGAAUGAAUGAAGUGCCCGCGGUCCAAACUUCGGGACUGUCCAAGCUUAGAUGAUACAACUUGGCAUACCUAUAAGACUAAAUACAAACAGAUUCCAGGGUUAAAAUUAAUUAGAUGACGUCAUUGGGAUCAGAAACAACGUCACAAUAAAUUUGAGUUUCUAUUGGUGCACUUAUCCAUUGGAUAGAAAACAUUUUAUUCUAUUCUGUAUUAACAUUGAUUUUUAACACGUCAUUUGGGUAAAAAAUGACGAAAUAUUUGUAAAGAAAAUUUUCUGUAUUUCCGAAAUAUUGAUGUUGAUGUCAUUCAC
Messenger RNA from Hydractinia symbiolongicarpus, 1872 nucleotides. RefSeq names its product hatching enzyme 1.2-like. Gene Ontology annotation, biological process: proteolysis. The record is from RefSeq and is a predicted model, not a curated record. Lineage: Eukaryota; Metazoa; Cnidaria; Hydrozoa; Anthoathecata; Hydractiniidae. Bases 121 to 1098 code for a protein of 325 amino acids. Gene Ontology annotation, molecular function: zinc ion binding; metalloendopeptidase activity. The transcript has 9 exons.